Pocillopora verrucosa is the source of this 8747-nucleotide messenger RNA. Lineage: Eukaryota; Metazoa; Cnidaria; Anthozoa; Scleractinia; Pocilloporidae. The record is from RefSeq and is a predicted model, not a curated record.
GUCCAGUCCAUAUUUUACCCUAUGCCUAAAAGCCAUCACCCUUUUGAGACCUUCUACUUCACAUAUCAUUUUUUCACACCACAGGUAACCCGAGGUCCUUACGCGGAUACAUCUUCGAUCACCAAGAGAUUAUUGAUAAUUUCUUGUCUUCACUCAAAUUGACGUCAUUCAGCAGUAGGGAAUGAAAAGCCGUGAUUUCUGAUCCAUCUAUGAUGAAAGGCAGGGACUGACCUCGAAAACUUUGGGAAAUGAAGGCUAUUACACAUCUCAGAUAUACACUGAAAUGGGAAAUAAAUGAUGAAGAACUAUUAUCGUUUUAAAACGAAACUAUCUUCAAAUAUUACUGGGUUCUAAUUUCCGGCCUGCAAGGAUGCCAACUUCCGGACCGCUGUAGUUGAUCAUGUGAUCAAUUGGUCUAGAGUGGAGCGCACGAAUUUACGUCCCGUUUUCUCGCCUAAUUACAUCUCUACGGACUUCUGAUGGAAAUAAGUUCCUUCUCAAAGCUCCCCUUUAUUCAGAAGGCUGAGGUCAUCUUCAGCUAGUAUUCGUCUCGAAACUGGAAGUCACUGAAGGUAAAUUAAACGCUUGCCGGAAGUCCGUCUUUGAAUUCAAUUUGAUAAAACAAAGGUCAUGUCGUUGUCAAGUACUACUUCAACAGCUGGCCAGCUGCACAAAUUAUGCCGUGAGGGGAAUGUGACUGAAAUCCGUCUAUUGCUUCGAGAAAUAUCCGAUGUCAGCAAAUUGGAUGAGCGUCUAGGUUUUCUGGGAUACACUCCACUUCACGAGGCAACUAACUUGGGACAGACCAGUGUGGUUAGAUUAUUACUUCUGUUUGGUGCCAACCCAAAUGCAAGAGCCAAUGGAUUUUAUACACCUCUUCACAUUGCAGCAUCAAUGGAUAACUUGGACUGUGUGGAAGAACUUUUGAAAUAUAAUGCUGAUAUUACCAGCAAGGAUGAGUUUGAAAAAACUCCAUAUGAAACCGCUGUGAUUAAUAAUUGCAAGAGGACAGCUCGUGUCCUCAAAACUGAAGAGGUCAAGAAAGCAGCUAGAGAGAACAGUCCCAAGUUACGUGCAUUGCUGACGUUAAUUUCUCCCCAGGAUGUUUUACACUCAUGCUUUAAGGAGGCUCUCCUUGAGGCAUCAAGAGGAGGUCACCUCGACGCCAUUUGUUCUUUAGUCCUCUCAGGAGGGAGACAUUCCUUACACCUUAAAGACUGCAUUGUGCAAGCAUUACAGGGUCAUUUCUGUGAGGCAGCAGCCAUGCUGCUGGCAUGUUAUGCAGCAAAGCAUGAUAAAAAGAAGCUUCUAAAAUAUCUACUAAAGGAAGAAAUGAGCAGAGAGGAAGAGCAGAAGGCUAUUGCGGAAUUGCCAGCUGCUGUGGUGCCAACCGAGGAUGAUUUUGCCCGAAUAAGGGCAUGUAUUGCUGACAAAGAUUCAUUUCAUAUUGCAAUACCUAUUGGACUAGGAAUUCAACAACAACGAACAGAAGCUGUGGGAAUCAUUCUCUUCAAUACAAACUGCAAUGAGGCACAAAAAAGAAUUGAUUGGCCAAGACUUGCUCUUGGUGAUGUCAAUCCAUCUUGGUUGGAGAAAGUCACAUGGGUGGAAAAACUCUACUUAGCUUCAAAUCUGCUUCUAAGUGUACCAAAAAAUAUAAAGAUAUUAAAUAAACUGUACUGUUUGGACUUGAGAAGAAAUCAAUUAAGGAGUAUACCUGCCAGUUUGCUUGAAAUGCCAAAUUUACGAGAACUUAAGCUCUGCUUCAACAAAAUUGUCGAGCUGCCUAAGAGAUGUAAAUGGAGUCCAUCACUCAAGAUGCUCUAUUUGAGUGAUAAUCAACUGCAAACAUUACCUGGACGCAUGGCAGAAUCCAAGUUGUCAAUAUUGUACAUAGCAAGGAAUAAUUUGUAUGAAGUACCCCCAUGUAUUUGCAAAAUUACAACACUACAAUCACUGGACCUGUCUAGCAACCCAAGACUGACUCAGCUUCCACCACAAAUGGGAAGACUCACCAAUAUUGAGAUGCUCAAAUUGGAGAAUUUGGAUCAGCUGACAGAUCCCCCAGAAGAGAUCAAGAAAAAUGGUAUCAAAACCAUAAUGUAUCUUCGGAACAUCUUGCGCAGGUCAGAGGGGUAUUACACUUUGAAGCUGAUGUUGGUUGGUCGGGCUGAACAGGGAAAGACAACGUUGAAGCACCGACUGAUGAGGGACUAUAACUAUAAUGUCAACAACUCAACAAAUGGGAUUGCUAUGGACGAAUUCCGUUACAAUCGCAAAGAUUUUGGUCUCUUUUCGAUCCAUCCGGAAUUUGUGUUUAAGAUUUGGGAUUUUGGUGGCCAGGAGGAUUUUUAUACCACGCAUCAAUGUUUUCUUUCAACUCUGGCUCUGUACCUUCUGGUAUGGAAUCUGGAGGAAGGUGAAAGAGGAAUCGAGAUGCUUACGAGCUGGUUGGACACAAUUGCUGCCAGCGCUGCCAACACCAACCUCGUCAUUGUGGGAACACACCUGGAUAAGGUACGGAAAGAGAAGGAAAAGGGGUUCCCAGAGCGCAUGCGUGAACUAGUAUGGAAGCUGGUUUCUUUACCGAAGUACAAUCGAAUAAAUGUCAAGGGAAUAAAGGAAGUCAGCUGUGCUUUGAACAACAGAGAAGGCAUUGAUGACCUCAGAGUCACCAUUUACGAUGUUGCAAGGAGCCUUGAGAAGAGCGGCAGAGGACAGGUAUUCGUCAUGGGGGAAAAAAUCCCACAUAGUUUUCUGUCAGUGGCAGAUGUCAUUCAAACCAAGCGACAGGAGCUGCGGGAUAAUGGCCGCAUGCCAAUCUUGCACAAAUCCGAGUACGAGGCGCUUGUCCUGGACACCAUAAAGAACGACGAUCUGGAUAUUGAGGACACUAACGAUUUGACGGAAGUCACGCAGUUUAUGCACGAAAGAGGAAUUUUGAUGCACUACAAUGACCCAAAUCAAGAUCUUCAGGAUCUUUUCUUCAUUGAUCCCCAGUGGCUUUGCGAGUUGAUGGCACAAGUCGUGACGCUACCUGUAGUUAAUCCGUUCAUUCAUAACGGCGUCUUGAAGCUUGAAGAUCUACCUCAGAUUUUUAGAGGUGAGCAGUUUCCGCACGAAAACUCCCCGCAGUUCAUUCGCCUGUUGAAUCGUUUUCAGAUCGCUUGCUCCUUGGACGAAGGUCGCGUCCUCAUCCCUUCCAGAUUAUCGGCCCAACAACCGGAUGAAGCGACGAAUGAUGAUUUACCGUUCAUUACACUGAAGCGGCUCCAUUCGUUGCCAUACAUUCCACAUGGGUUUUGGUGUCGGCUCAUUUCGCGCCUGUUAUAUUACAUGAAAGACAUGCUGUCUAGCGGAGAAAACUUCAACCGCCAGGAAUACAACACCAUCCCGUUUCAGCUGGACCCCUUCUGCUGUCGGUGUCCUUUGACCGUGUAUGGUGUCCCAGAUGGUGGCCUGGUGGAAAGCGACUAUGAGGGGCAUACCUCCCCUUCUAUAAAUCCCGCACUCGGUGGAUCGCUCGAGAAUCUGCAAGGAUCUCUCAACGAUUUUCCCGGUAUCGUUCGAUUCUUUAGUGGUCAACGCCACGGAAAUUACAUCAAUGGCAGAUUUUUCGCUUAUCCCGACUUGGAUGGCGGUAGCUCUCGGAGUGAUUCGGGGUUCGAAUACAGUUCGGAAGACGACGACGAAGCUCGCACCAAGUCGGCAGGUACUACUGAUCGGACAUUUCCUGGAUCAAGUUCCAGGGCUGGCCCAAGAAGAAACAGAAGAAUAUUUAAACAUGGCACUGAUCCAGGGAGACGAGGUCAAGAAGAUAAAAUUGCUGAUUUGGAUAGUGGAACUCCUAAAAGUGAUUCAAAUGUACCUAUCUUACGCCAAAAUUUUCGUUUAAGCACUUCAUGUCCGAGCUACGAAGACGGGUCUUGUGAUACGCUUACUUCCGAAGUUUCGUACACCAGCCCUGGAGUGCCGCAAGGUUCUUCCCCGGCUGACCACCGGCCAUCUGCCAACUGCAUGGCUGAAAAUGAUGAUGCGGAAAAUUUAUCUCGACGAGGGGAACCUACCGAUAUCGAAGCUAGUCAAGAUCUGAAGGAUAUCAGCAAGAGAGAAAGUCCCUCUGUAAAAAUCGACGGUUUUCUAGACGACAAAACAACUCAGCAUAGCAACAGUGAUGAUAGCGAUAGUGUUCCUUACCUCUCCGCUGGAUCCAGAUCGUGCACUCCAGACCAUACUCCUCGUGACCAAACCGACAACCAUCAGAACAGCUCCGAAUCAGAAGCGGCUGGGGAAAAUCCUGACCUAGGUCUUCAUCCUGUAGGUCGUACCCCUGAUGGCUUCAAUCAGAACUGUUCCUUGGCGACACCCGAUAAGAAAUCUAACAAUCCUUCCUCAACGGAUACUUGUGAAGUCCCUGAAAUAGGCCAACCCGACGAUCGCCUUGUUGCUGAUAACCCUGAACGGUUUCCGCAAUCGACAGAAAGUUAUUCAGAAGGACCACAUGAUCAGCAAGUUACUGUAGAGAAGGAAUUCGACGGAGAGAUCUCUUCCGCGUUAAACGGCCGUACAUCUGAUAAAGAAUCCAUCCUGGAGUCUUUUCAUAGGGGUUCAAGCCGAGGUUCUGGUGAAACUGGAGACGUAUCCAUGGAGAUACGGACUGUUGAUGACGACAAGGAGACAAGAGCCGGGAACCAUUUGUCUGACAGCACCGCCUGUGGUAUUCAGAUUGAAGCGUUUGAAAACGAGUUCGUGUCGCACUUAUCGUCGUACAGUUCUCCAAGUACAAGUUUUCAAUCCGCUGAUAUCGCGAUAGGAACACCACAAAGGACUUCAUCUUUUGCUGCUUCUACACCUAAACAUCCUACGGAUGGCACCUCCGCAGAGGGCAGGAGUGACAAACCACGGAGUGAAACACCACACCUUCCCAACUGCCCGUUUGUGGAGGAGUUCCCCGUCGAUUGUCUACCGGAGUUACCGACAGAUCUGGCGACGCUGAUAGACGACAAUUUCCUUCACUGCUGGAAAUCUGGCGUUUGCCUUCGUCACCCACGGUUGUUCCUCCUGCUGCACUGUGUCCCUGACACCGGAUCUGAUCGACAGUUGAUUCGAACGGAAGUAAGCCCUUGCCGUCAAGGUCGGAGGGUUUUGAGUUUCGCGGUUGACCACAUCGACACGCUCAUUCGCGAAUGGUACCAAGAAUUAUCGACGACGGACGGACAGCAACCCAAAGUCAGGCAGCUUAUUCCCUGUAUGAUGUGUGAAAAACUCGGCCUUGCACCCUACAAGUUCACGUUUGCCGAAUGUCAGCGUCAAAGUGCAAAGUCAGACUUAAUCCGUUGUCCCAAUCACCCGAGCUGGGAAGUUGAUCUUCACCAGGUUGCACCUGAUAUAAUGUUACAUGACGUAGAUCCUGAUUUAUUGUUGUCGCACGAAGACGUUACAUAUGAGGACGCCGACUCGAGUAUUCUGGGAAGUGGAGGCUUUGGAAAGGUCGUUCGCGGGGAAUGCCGAGGACAGGCAGUCGCCAUCAAGUUCUACAUUCAAAGCGAUGAAUCCGAACCCUUAAGGCAUUACCGCGAGGCGCGCAAGGAACUGAACGUGCUGCGUCGUGUACGACAGCAUCCUUUCCUUAUCAACAUCAUCGGUGUGUCUUUGCGCCCCUUGUGCCUUGUGCUGGAACUAGCAGAGCGCGGGGCUCUCACCGAAAUCUUAUCCAGCCCAAAGUUGAUUGAUCGCAUUGUUCUCUUUCGGAUUGCAUAUCAAGUUGCAGACGCACUGAGAUUCCUUCAUGACAUGGGUGUCAUCUAUAGAGACUUAAAACCCGAAAACGUCCUUGUUUGGUCCUUGGAGGAACACGCUGAUCUUCACGUCAAGCUCAUUGAUUUUGGUACGGCGAACUUCGCGACUUCGACUGGUUUGAUUUCAUGCGCUGGAUCUCCCGGUAACCAUGCACCUGAGAUGUUGGAAUCAGCAAAUAAAGAGGAAUACACCUUUCAAGUAGACGUAUAUUCGUAUGCGAUCCUCCUUUACCGAAUUAUCACCCGGUUAAUGCCGUUCAUCGGGUACGAUUCAGGUGCAAAAAUCAACGCGGCUGUAAUUGCUGGAGAGCGUCCGCAGUGGCAGCACGUUCCAGUAGCGACUUUCGGCUUGCCGACGCUUACCGAACUUAUGCUUCGAUGCUGGUUGGGUAGGCCGACCAAGAGACCGACGACCGCUAAAAUAACCGAGCAAGUCUGUCAUCCCGCGUUCCAGUGUUUGAUAGCCAAGCAGCUCAUCCCUUCAGAUCAACAGUCUGUGCGUCAUGCUUGUCUCGUGCAAGAUUCCCUUGAUCUGUGGAUAGCUUGCGAUGACCACACGGGCAACCGAAUUUUUGUCUACGAUGGUCGCACACUCAGCAUGAAGUUUUCUUUUUCAAUUGAAACCUAUCAAGAGCAGCGUCUCUUGUUUCAGAUCCAGUACAUGCAUGUUAUGGCACCUUUCGUCUUAAUCGCUGUUCGUGGAGAGUUUGCCUUGGUCAACGCUUACUCCACUUCGUUUGAGUCGCGUUACAAGUACGUGGCAUCCAUGAGAUUCGACCAACCAGUUAGCUGCGUUGCAUCAAACGAUGAGUACGUGUUUGUUGGACUUUACGAUGGAAACGUGCAUUGUAUCUUGAAAACAGAUAUGAAAAAGAGCUUCAGGAAACGUGCUUUUCACAGCUUCAAUGUUGGACGCCACCGAAUUCUGUCACUCACAGUGGCACAGGAUAAACUCUGGGUAUCCACGAGCCGAUACAUUUACAGAUAUUUAACAAAACCAGGCGAAGUGGAGGCUUUCGAUAUCGACGCCGUGUGGUACGGUGGCCCUGAGGGACUGGAGAACAACCCACAAACGCAAAUCUCCUUUCUAAAGGUUUCUCGUGACGAAAAAAGCGUUUUGUCCGUGUGCAGGUCCGUACUCAGCAAAUGGGAUUCAGAAAACAGGCAGAACCACUUCAGCGUUGACUGCGCAGUUGUUCUUAGGAGUCUCGCUGCGGAAUCCGAGUCACACAAAGAUCACGAUGACGCGAUUGCGUGUAUUACCUGCGUGGAGCCCACGAGUGACUCUAUUUGGGUGGGCAUUGCGAGUGGCCACAUCAUGAUAUUUGAUUCGGAAACAGGACUUCUACUCACUUGGUUUCGUCCUUUUGACGAAACACGUAGUCUGACCGUUAUCAAUUCUCCUGGUCCCUGCGGCACUGAGCAAGGAUACGUCGUAAGUACCGGGAAAGGGUUAAGACCGGACGGAUUAGGCCCGGUAUGCGAACUUUCGGCGGAACGGGUGACAGAAAUCCCGAGGGAAGAUACAAAUCGUAAAGUGAGUGAACCGGAACGAAAGAAGAUUCACAGAAGAAAUUCAACAGGAAGAAAACUCAGGACUCCUACUCCGCCCAUAGACGAGCAGGAAAACGAUACCGUUGACGCAAACCCUACUUUGCGGCCGAAAUGUUCCAUGAUGAUGUGGGAACUGUUGUCCAAGAAUGGCUUCGCAAGAGUAGAAGCCAAAAGCGGCCGAGAACGCUCUUCGUGCAGUCAUGGUACCAAAGCAAAAAGUAGUGAUCAGCCCUUGCAGAACGGCGAUGAAAAUAAUCAACAGUGAAAGUUACAGAGAGCUCAUUGUCAUGGUCUCAUUCUUUGAAGAUCAGGUAAAAAUGCCCUGAAGAGACUGGCAAGCAUAUGACGGGUGUCGGGGCAAGCGCGCUAGCUCGACCAUUUAAACCAGAGUGGUUUCUGAUUCUUAUUUCUAUUCAUUACAUGGAAUAAAAUAACAGAGAACUGCUGGCUUGGCCAGUUUUCUAUAAAUACAAUCUUUCCAACCUUGUUCUCAGGGACUGUCUUCUCUUCGUCAGCUGAGGCAGAAGAGAGAGACGGAGACAGGUCAGAAGUGGGAAGAAUAGAAAGCAUGGAAACGUCUCAUCUGUUUUGGUGUAGAGAAAAUUCAAUUAAGGUGCCUUGAUGUUGCCUGUGUACAAUGUGGGUCAAAUUCAAUGUUGUAAGAAGUUGAGAUUUAUUUUAUCUAAAAAAACCGACCAAAUGGGUACUAUUUUAUUGCGGUUAAAAUUUUUUGUAAUUGAAUAAAUUCGCACGAAGGCUCUGCGAUUACGUCAAUUACGUCUUUUUUUCCAUGGAAUAAGAAGAGAAGAAAAACGAAACAUCUCUAAAUGCAUCACUUGUGAACAGCUUUUUUAUUUAUCUCGUCAAUCCGCUGAAAUCAUUCUUCUCUUUUAGCAAUUGUUUAUUCAAUGUUGAAGACUUGAUUUAAUUUUUUAACCAAAUCCAUAUUUGUUUUAACUUUCACCGACGCUAACAGUUUAGAGUAAGUUAAGUUGAUAAUACAUACAAUGGCUCAGAGAAGGUGCACCUCCAAUCACUACUGCAGAGCGUACAUCUCCCGGACAGAAAAACAGAAAUCAAGAGAGUGUUUUCAGCAUGAGUGAAAACACGCACUAUCCUUAUUGUCUGUUGUAAUAUGGUGUUUUCAUUAACUUUGAGAAAAGUUGUUUAUUUGAUGUAAAAUCUAGUUUUUUUCACGGCUCUUGUUUGGUCUUGACACACAACCCUCAAGGUCGUUGACGUGUUGUGAGACGAAACCAAGCAACGGUUACAAAGGAGGCCAACUUGGAAGACAAAACAGAACAAAAAUUUCACCGUCUAAUUGUUAUCUUUAUCAUCAUACAUGUUCUGCUUCUUUGUUGACGUUCAAAUCAACUCGCGGCCAAAAAGGGACUU